Messenger RNA from Nilaparvata lugens (brown planthopper), 1020 nucleotides. RefSeq lists its product as uncharacterized. Lineage: Eukaryota; Metazoa; Arthropoda; Insecta; Hemiptera; Delphacidae. The coding region runs from base 156 to 491 and encodes 111 amino acids. The record is from RefSeq and is a predicted model, not a curated record. The transcript has 2 exons.
AACCUAAUAUGACAGUGGUGUAGAUGAAUUCUAUUAGAUGAUUUUCUUCUUUGACGUCUUGUUUGUUGUUUUGAUUCAUGGGUUUUCAGUUUUGGUGGUGAUUUUGAUUUGUUGUGAAUUUUUGUUUUAUUUCUAUUGUCUGGCGAACUAUCUUCAUGAGUAUUGGUUUUAUCUGUUGCAGAUGCUGUCUUCGGUGGAGGGACAGUGAUGUGGGCAAUCGGCGGUCCGGGCUGCUCUUCAACGUGGUGGGCAAUGUCCUUGGACUCCUGGCGUCCGGCGCGCGGUGGUGCGGGCUGUUCUUCUACCUGAUGGAUGUCAUCCUCAGCUUGGCAGGUGAUGUCGUCCGGCUCGUCUUGGCAUUCUGCGGGCGGUGGUAUGGGCUGUCCCUCUACGCCAUGAAUGACGUCCUCAGCUUGGCGGGUGGUGUCGUCCGGCUCCUCUCGGCGUUCUGCGGGGUGCGGUGCGACCUCAGUCUUGACAUUCUUGGAUGAUGCUCAUCUCUAGCACAGGAAGGGUGGGGUUGUGGUCCUCAGUCGGUGGCGGAAACUCUGUGGUGUGAGGUGCGGGCGUCUGGGCCUCUGGAACGGUGGUACAUGGGCGUUUCUCCCGCGCGACAUCUUCCGUCUCUGAAAUUGCUGAUGUGGCCUCCAGGAUGCGGUGUGUUUCUUCCAUAAUUUAUUGGAUGAUACAAUGAUGUAAGUGCAGUGAAACGUCCGCGAAUACGUGAGGUUAUGUGAAAGAUUACAAAUGAAUGAUGAUCAAAAGUUGAGAUAGUGUAAAAAAUUCGUUCAAUGAAAAAAUACAAAAGUGUGAUUCAAUAAUAUGUUCAGUGAUGAAGUGAAUCAAAUUAGCAAUAUCGUUAACAUAAAAUGAUAACAACAUAAAGGAUACACAGUGGAUAAUUAUGCGAUAACGAAGGUACGUCUCUUAUAAUUUAUUAUUACUAUUAUUAUAAAUAUUUUACUCUUAUAAUUUCUUGCCGCAAUUCUAUAUAUAGGGCUAGUAUUCUUUGCAAAAUUU